ACAGUCUCAUUCCAUGAGAUCGAGAUUUGAGUUGUUCUUUUUGAAAGUGUCCUUUCGACUUUUCGAAGUCGUUGAAACUACUACUCUCUGCUACAGUAACAGGAGCCCUUGUAGUUCAGCCAUCGUAUUUUUAGAUUUUCCUAAGAAGUACAAUCAUUAUCUUCCUUCAACUCAGCUGUCGGAUGUUCCGCAGGUCUUUUUUUUAAAUAAUUGUUUUCUGUUUGAGUGCAUUGUAGUACUGAAUUCGAAAAUUGGCUAAUAGCUCGGUGACCAUCAACAGAGCACUAUGUCGUUUUCGUAGAGGGCGGUGCCGGCGUUAAUUUCGGAGGAGAAUUUUCACUUCAUUUCUAUCGUGGGAACUGGAAAACGAAAGUCAUGCUGACCGAUCUCGAGGCAGUUGCCUGCUUCUCGCCGGAACAGAACUCUCCAGCCGAGGUUGUUCAUCAUGCAACUGCUGUCCUAUUUGGGCUACCUUCUUUACGCCAGGCUGCGCUGGCACAACUGGCCGUGUCCAUUGGAAAAGCGGUUACAGCCGAGCUGAAGCCAGAGCACACGGACCGAGACGCACAGGCAGAGCUUGUGGCGUCGAUUCAGGCUGCCUGCGAGACCAUUCUCAAGCAGCUGGACUCUAACAUGUCCACGUGGGCCGGGAUUUUGUUUGAGUGGUCUCUGUGUGUCCUUGGCGAGGUAUCCUACAAUCAUCCAGGUAGCAAUGACGAGACCGGUAACAUGGUGUCUGAUCGCAUUGCUCACUGGCGGUCCUGCUCGCCCACUGCUCCUGUACUGGAUGUUGCCGUGCGCAGCAUGUCGCAAAGAAUGAAGCAGGACCCAGUGGCGUGUGUUCACGAUCUAGUCAUGGCUGUCCGGGCACUUUCGCCUCAUCUCGACUGGAUGCUAGCUCUUGCAGCGGGAAUGUUCUCGUCCUCGCUCGUGCCCGCCCUGUUGCGUAGCGGCCUGCGUGAUUUCCACGCCGAGCUACCCGCGUCGUCGUCGUCCAGCACUGGUGGCGGGCAUGACCUGCGUGUUCUGCAGCCAGCGAGAGGUUCCAACUCACGCAGUGUGUCGCCCGUCAUGUCUCUGGCCAAUGACAGUGUUUCCACGGCAGUUAUUCAGAUCCUGACCUACCUGCUCGGACAGCAUGCCAGUGAAGUGAGGAGCGCCGUGGUGGACUUCUUCAAGGCUAGCCUUAUACCAUCGCCUGGCAGAGAAGAGCAGCAGAUGCUCACCGUGCCGUACCUGCUUCACCUGGCGUCUGAGUGUCCGCAGCUUCUGCACUUGGUCCUCAGCGACGUCAUUGCUUGCUUGUCACCAGAUGUGGUCAAGGUUAUGUAUGAACAGUACAUAACGCGCUCAACCAAGUGGCCACAACUGAAGGAAGCAGAGAACAUUCAUAGUCUGCUGAAGCAGCUGCGCUCCAGCCUCGAGCCCACUCUUCUAUUCUUGUUCCAGCUGGUAACGCCGAAUGAGCUAGUUGUAGACAUUCUGCCGCCAGUCGCCCAGCAAGCGCUUUAUCAGUUCCUGGAACACUUCAUCGCUAACCUUCAGUACAGUGUGACAAAGCAGAUUGCCUGGCGUGGAUCCAGCAGCACUGGUGACGACAUUCCUGCUAUUCUGCUCACCCUGCGCUCUGCUGACCAGUUCCUGUUGAAGCGAGUGCUGCCAGAAGACCCUUCCAUGCGGUCCUGCACACUAUCCUAUCAUCUGCUGCGCUUGACUGGACUCUGCGCGGGAGAGACUUGGUGUGCCAAUCUGCUCGCGUCCAUUCUCCUGAUGCCACCGUCGCAUAGGAACCACUCUCUCUUUGUUGAUCUGCACAAGCAUUUCAGCUGCAUAUUCAUGUUGGUGUUGGAUACGUGCCUGGAACGCCUGUUUGCUCACGGGUCAUUCGUGGCGUCCCCGACCGGUGCUUCGGCGGUGCCGGCGUCAUCAGAUAAGAGAGCGUUGGCCAUGAUGAAUUUGAAUGAGCUCUGUCAACACGAAACCGAGAAAACGUUUGCACCAAGGUGUUCCAUGAAUCUUGCACAGCUGUUAUCGACGCAUACCGUCCGUCUGUGUAACCUUAUUCAAUCGUCGUCGUCUCGGUCGUCAGCUGAUCCUGCCGCAAGUCACCUGUCCAGCGCCUGCCUUGCCAUUCUGCAGCAACUACCCAGCCUGUGCGCCAUACCGCCCUCACAGCCCUCCAUGGCCGACUCAGUGGCGUGUGCGCGUGCCAUUGUCUCGUGCUAUGGGCGCCUGUGCACAAGUGAACAGCAUGGGCGACAACAACCGUGCUCCUCUUCUGGCGAGAGUAGUGAUCAUUGCGCACAGUCAAUGUCUCAGCAGUCCCAUGCCUAUCGCCAGGUCAUGGCACGUCUGGCUCGCCACCACAUCGGCAUGCAGCCGUUCCUGCAGCGUCUGCUUAUCGAGGCCAGCGCAACUAUAGAGUGUGUAAGUGCAUCUUCAUCGCAGCGCAAGUACAGUUGUCGUGAAACGCACGCUGCAGCCAGUAAUUCAGAGAAUGGCAAUCGUGUUUCCUUGUUGGAUGCUAGCUACCGCCAUUGCUCCACCGCCGCACUAGCGCCGGGUGCUGGUGCUGCGGCGAGCGUGAAAGCUAAACUAACCGACCGCCGCUCGCGACACUCCACCGAUUCCAACCAGUCUCAACGAUCCGACGACGCAGCGGAGUUUAGCUCGGACUACGUCCGAGCCAUCGAUCACUUCACGCACGCGCUGACGGUCGUUUGCGAUGUCUCAUCUCCGAGUUCGGCGACCGCGAACUCCACACCGCUCCCGUCUGGCCUGCCGUCACUCGCCAGCAUUCUCUUUGAGAUGGUGUCGGAAGAAAGCGGUGUGCUUGUUCAAAUGACCGGAUCCGCACUGUGGCCUGAGGAAGACUUUCUAAAGUACACACAGAGAAGUGACAUGACGGUGCUCCGUUGCUUUGAAUCCCAUCGCCUCAUGUGGCAGGCACUAUCUCUGCUUCACAACGAUCCUGCAGCAUACAUGACGGUGUGUCCUCUAGUUCGGAGCUUGCUAGCCACACAGCUGAUCUUCUGGCAGCGCUGGAAGCAGUUGAAGAUGGCCGAAUGCAUGCAGGAGCUGCGGAUAACCUGCGACACACUAUCUACGUUGGCUAAGGCUAACUGGGUUCCCAAGCAGUUGCUUCACGGUGCUAGUAUUCUUCCACUUAUCUCGCCGGCGGACGUUCAUUCGAUUGUCUCCGCGACGUGGACGUAUCUUCGGGCCACUUGGGACUCCAGACAGGCAGCUGACCAAAGCAGUACGGUUGCGCACCUGAAGACGCUCACCGCUACGCUGACCGGCAUUGCUGCUGACAACAUGGACAAAGUCGGUCACUUCUACCACCUGCUCAGCUGACCGCGGUUUCACCAUUGACCCGUGUUUGUGUCCGUGUUCCACUGCUACUGCUACCGCUACUGCUACUGUUGCUACUGCUUUCGUGUGUUUCUUUGCCCACCGUUUCUAUCAGCUUUACUCCGCCGUAUUGAAACAAGUCUCCACAGUCCUUGUCAACAUUGCGUGUCGUGUGAAGCGACAUUUUUAACGCUUGUUUCAAUAGAUGGCGAAUACCCUUUCUGGGUGCUGUCACUUGUACCGGGUAGUUGAAGUUAAUUUUAUUGAUGUUCUGUAAUCUCCGCGGUCACUCUCUAUCCCCGUACAUUGUUCCCCCCCCCCUGCUAUCUUUGAUGUCUGAUCGUUGAAGAUGUGCCACCCCGUCAGUUACCGGAUCGAAGUGUGUUCUAGCAAACCGGGGCCCUGGGAGUCCAUCAUGUGUCACUGAGUCGGUGUGCCUGGGGUGAACUGUUACCUACUUCAUAGCAUUGAUGCGUUUGCACUAUGCUAUUGUCACCA
Sycon ciliatum is the source of this 3852-nucleotide messenger RNA. RefSeq names its product integrator complex subunit 5-like. Bases 376 to 3357 code for a protein of 993 amino acids. Gene Ontology annotation, cellular component: integrator complex. NCBI's taxonomy places the organism in Eukaryota, Metazoa, Porifera, Calcarea, Leucosolenida, Sycettidae. The transcript is spliced from 25 exons. The record is from RefSeq and is a predicted model, not a curated record. Gene Ontology annotation, biological process: snRNA 3'-end processing.